Oldenlandia corymbosa var. corymbosa is the source of this 1263-nucleotide messenger RNA. NCBI's taxonomy places the organism in Eukaryota, Viridiplantae, Streptophyta, Magnoliopsida, Gentianales, Rubiaceae. The record is from the annotation of a GenBank genome assembly.
AUGAGUGAAGAGAUUGCUAAGUCGAAGAUGUGUUGUCCAUGCCGUGUCAUUGAAGCGCGAGUGAAAGAAUUGGAAGCAUAUUUGAAGAGCUGUGAAGUGGGUGACAUCGGAGUUCAUGAUGAGGUUGUCAACAAGCAACUGGUGAACUUUAGUGAAAAGAUGCUUUGUGUGGAACAAGAGUUUCAAAACUUUAAGCAAGAGCAUGAAGGGGUGAAAUCUUGGGUUAAUUCUAUUGAGAAUUUGUUUGAAUUGCUUAAUGUGACUAGGGAUGGUGUUAAGAUCUCUAUUGCUAUCCAAGUUGAAUUGUAUGAACUUGUUCAAGGUGACAUGGAUGUUGAGUCUUAUAUUGCUAAGUUUGAGGAGUUGUGCUUGAAUGGUAAUAAUAAUGACUUGAAUGAAGUGUUAGUUAUGAGAUUCUUGAAUGGCUUGAAUUCUUGUUAUAAAGAUGAUGUGUCUGUGACGGGAGAGAAAGAUUUAUAUCGUGCAUAUCAAAGAGUUAUGUUGUUGGAAUUGCGAAAGAAUAGGGCUAUUUGGAAGAAGUGUAAUGAUAAUUUGAGAGAACAAGGUGUUGCUUUGAAAUAUACUCCACAUUGUGUUGAGUCAAACGUAGAUCAUGCCUUUCGUACUAUAGGUGCAAUGGAUUGGGUUGAAAAUUUGAUUGUGGCUAUUGAUGGGGGUAGUAGCACCAAUUGUAUAAGUGAAGAGUUUGUUAGAGUUAAUCACUUGGAGGUAGAUCUUCGCAUUGGGGAUCUUGUUUCGAGUGAGUCGCUUGAUAUUGUACCUAUGACGGCGUGUGACAUUGUCUUGAGUCUACCUUUCAUUAAGAAGUUGGGAAUGGUCAUUGUUGGUUCAUUGAAUGUGUUCUCAUAUCGAGAUCAUGAGAAUAGGUUGGUGGAAUUGAGAUCAUUAUCACCGUGGGAGAAUGAGCAUAUCAUGUUUAAGAGACGUAAAGAUAAGCAAAAGGUGUUCUUGUCAGUUGGUGGUCCAAGGUUGUUUCCGUUUAAGAAUAGAAGAAAGUUUGCUGUGAGGACUUGGACUUCUUUGAAGGAGUAUUCACCAACGCCUUCUAGUGGGAACAAUGAGGUUGAAGGAAAAUCGCUUAAUCAUCAACAAGUGUCUGAGGAGUCAAGUGGUGAUUUCCCUAGCAAGUGGAAUGAUUCAAGUGAUGAAGACUCAAGUGAUGUCCAAGAUAUUGAUGCAAGUGAGUUUGUUCCAAAGAGCAAGCGUCUUGAAGAGAUUGAAGAUACACAUUCAAGUGUGUAG